GAGGCGACAGUUGAAGCUCUUUCGCAGCUCAGUUUAUCGGAAAUCCCGAAGUCUUGGGUUGACGAAGUGUGGGAGACGGAUUUCUGUGAAUUUAUCGAAAUGCCUGAGGUUUUAGCAGAGCAUUUAGAGCGCAAGAAGUACUAUUUUAACGAGUUAAAAUCCUUACUGAAACUCGUCGAAGAAUGGUCGACAUGUGAAGCGGAUAGUCAACCAUUAGGGUUUUGGGCAGUUUUGGUUGAAAAUGGGAUGUCUCAUCAUUCCUUGGUUGCCCUGUUGUAUGCAUUUCUUUGUUCGUGUAACAAGAGUUCUUCUGUCAGCUAUAAAAUGGCAUCCUCUGUCAUAGCCUCGAAUAUAUACAUCUUAAUCAAUCAAAUUUCAGGCAGCGGUGCCUACAAGAUUUUCCAUCCUUUAUUAUUUCAAAAAACUGUGGAUAUUUUACAAUGCUGGCCAGCAAAAGGCAAUCCAAAAGGCAAACGAAAGCAUGCAAAGAAAACGAACCAAGUUGCUGGCCGACAAAGAAAAGCCAGGCGUGUCAAUGGUCAGAGGAGUGCAAAUGAAACAACAAGCGAGGAUGAUUCUGAAGAUGAUGAUAGUGAAGACAGUGAUUGUGGUUCAAGAUUUUUUGAUAAAGAAAAAAUCACUUUGGAGAUUAGAGAUAGUAUGAUUAAACUCAUUAGGGAUUUGACAAGAUAUCUUCAGUCAAAAUCAUUAAAGGAUUCAAAAGACACAAUGGAUCAUGUUGUUUCUUUACUUGUUGACCUCACCAGAAUAGAACCUUCUGUUGUCGAACUAUUUGAGAAUAUUCAGACAAACUCAAGAUCAAUUUUAAAGAACUCGCUCAAUGAACUUGUUUACAAGGCUCUUGAAGUGAUUGCCUUACCCUUGCAAGGAGAUGUUGGUCAGAAUUUACGUCAGAUUUUCCGUCAUCUUAUUUUAAACAUCAUGUCGACGUACAAAAACGCGUCUUCAACGUCUGGUGCGACAAUCUCUCAAGAGAAACAAAUUGUUCGCGACAACGCCAUUGACUUUGUACGUCACACGGUUCACAAGUACGAGGAACUCGCUUUGCCCGCCGUAAGAGUUCUGGUGCAACAUUUGUGUAUGAAGGUUCCAGAUCAGGCAGAAUUCAGGAACUCUGUAGGCAAGGCUAUAACUGCCAUCCUACAAAGCUUUCCUAAUGACAGCCUAACUGAUAUUCUGUCAUGGAUUACCAAAUACUCGAAAAACUCUAAGAUUGGUUAUCGGGUUUUUGCUCUGGAUUUGAUUCUAAAAUUGCUCACGGAUUCUACAGAUGGGAAUGGCGAAAGUCGGGCAAGAUUUUCUCAUUUGGAAUUACUGCGACUUGUUGUAGCAAGAUGUUCUGACAGGGCUCCAACCGUACGAGCCAAAGCUCUCUGCCAUCUGGCGCAGUGUAUUUGCUCGGAAAAUGACGCCAUCACUGCCGCUGUGAAAAAACUUCUAACAAUGACACUAACCAACGGAAGUAUGGAGGAACAUUCAUCGUCUGGGUUGGCUGUGCAGGAGGAUUUUAACGUGUCGGAGAUGAUCAGACGAAGGGUUUCAGAUGGAAAGGUCUUGGUUCGCAAGGCUGCUAUACAGGUUCUUGAAAGCAUCAUAAGAAUGAAUAGUGACGCAUUGUGUAAACAGGAUUUGGAAACGCUUCAUGACAGAACGAUGGACCCAGCUCUGUCAGUCCGUAAACAAGCCAUGGUUUCCAUGACCGCGCUGUUGACAGAGAACCCUGAAUCAGAGCUGUUACAUGGGGUUUGGCUGGACGCAAUAUUGCCUCUUGUGAUGGACCGGGAAACCACAGCACAGGAGAAAUGCUUGAGUAUAUUGGAAGAGAUCAUUUUGCAGAAUAUUGUUCAGGAAAGAGGCUCCCAAAACUGUGAUCAAGUAUUGACGUGGAAUUUAUUGAAAUUGAUAGCUGGUAUAUCAGGACAAGAGAUGAGGCAUUAUUUCCAGAAAGUUUGCUAUCACUGGGCAAAGCAAGGAAAGUUUACGCCAGCUAAAGUGAAAGCUAUCUUAAGUCAUACUGGAAGCACUAACGCUUCGGCUGCUUGGUUACUUCUGUCCGAGAUCUCUGCCUUCAAACCAAAGCUGGAUCAUAAAAAAAUCAUUGAAUGCUUCAAUGAAUAUACGUCUCAGGGUAACGAAGAGCUGUUAUGCCGUGUUCUCAAAGUGAUCAAAAAUGUUGCUGGCGAUAUUCCAGUUAAUGUCAAAGAAAAUCUAACAGUCAAGUUACAAGAGCAGUUAGCAACGUUCAAAUGUUCUCCUGAUGUGAUUGUUGCCAAUAUGAACGCUCUUUUCAAGCUCUGCGAGUCUCUUUCCGAAGGCGAUAAACAAAUAGACAAAUGGUGUGGCGACUUGCUUAAGACAUCUGAAUCCUACCUCUCGAGUGUCGUCUUCAAUCCAGACUCGGGUGACCAAGUCGAUGAAGAGGCAAUAGUGAAACACUUGUUUACUAUUGGAGAAGUUGCUUUGUUGUGUCCAGGGAAUACGAACAAACGACUGUAUUUGCUUGUUCAGUCAAUGAUCAUUACGCCAUCUCAGGAAAAAGCUUCGGCCAAUACUGCUCCAGUUUCUUUGCAAAGGUGUUCUGUAUCACUCACACCAACCGUAAAAGCACACGCUUUCAUUACUCUAGGUAAACUGUGCCUGCAAAAUGAAACGUUGGCCAAAGACUGCAUCGCAGCUCUGACCAAAGAAUUAGAGGCUUCUGAAGACCCAGCUGUUAGGAACAACAUUACUGUUGUGUUGUGUGAUCUGUGUGUUAGAUAUACAAAUCUUGUUGAUCGUUACAUUCCAAAUAUCGCGAGAGGACUGAGAGACAACGAACCGCUGAUACGGAAACAAACUUUAAUUUUGCUCACGCAUUUGCUUCAGGAAGAUUAUGUAAAAUGGAAGGGUUCGUUGUUCUUUCGCUUUAUUACCGCCUUAGUUGAUGAAGAUAUUGAGAUAAGAAAGUUUGCCGAUUUUUGUCUGGUUCACUUGUUGCUUUCCCGUCACCCAGGCAUGUUUCAUCAACACUUCAUCGAAAGCAUUUUCCAUUUCAACUGCUUCGAUCGCCAUAAAGUCUACAAUCAAUUUCAUCAAACUAAAAAGGAAAGAGAGUUAUUCUCGUUGAAAGGCGAGGCGAAAGCGAGCAAACGAAUGACCAUCUACAAGUUUCUUCUCGACCACACGACUGAUGAACAACGGUUUAACUUGACUGGAAAGCUUUGUCAAGAGGUUCUUGGGUGUUUUACUGAUGGAAUUAUUGAACUGAGUGAAGAUUCGAAACCGAUUUUAAAAGAUGCUUUGGCUAUAUUGUGUUCAAAGAAUAUCAAGUUGUCUUCCACGCAAGUUCACGCCGCGGAGGAAUUUGCUGACGAAGGAGAUGAAGCUGGGGCUGCCAUGGCAACCGCUAGAACGAAGUUUCUGACCCAGGUUUUGAAGAAAAAUAUGAUUGAAAAUAUUGUCCCAAUUAUCAUCGAACUGAAGAACUUGCUUGAGAAGCAGAGGUCUCCACUACUGAAAGAUUUGAUGCUAUGUCUUAAAGAGAUUAUGAAGGAUUAUCGAACGGAAGUUCAAGAUGUUUUGUCGGCUGACAGACAGUUGGCAAACGAGAUCGAAUUUGAUUUAAGAAAGUUUGAAGAAGAACAGAAAGCAUUGGAAAAGCAACAACGAGAAAGAGCAAGGAGUUCAUCGCCUGCCAAUGCCGCACCGCCACAAAGAAACUCAUCUCUUAAUGCAGUUGGUUCUCCGACAAGAAAGGAGGAUUUUGUUACACCACAACUCCGAACCCCUGGUGGCUCAGUUGUUCCUUCAGCUUCUGACAGCGCUCCAGUUAACGCCCCCUCCACACCAAAGUCAGCGGGGCGACGUCAAUCUCUGGCAACAACUGCUCUGAUGAACUCGGCUAGGAAGGCGAUUGAGUCGGCCAAGAAUAUAACAGCAGCUCGCUCGAGGCUUGGUUCGGCUGGCACUCCACAGACAGUGGUCAGAACCGCGCAGAAAUCAAGAAAAGAGGCUGGGGAGACUCCCAAGACUCGCCUGGACGCAUCUACGGAGAACGGUCACGCGGAACCAGAAGCUGACGUCAAGAUUAGCGCGAUGAAAUCAUUUACUACACGACGUGUAAAUCGGGUCGCAAGCACUCCUGAAGGUGAUAAAACAAAUAUUUCGAGAAUAUCUUUCCUCGCCACUCCGUUGUCGCCAAUUGUCAACCUCAUUCCAGUUGAUAUCCCGAGAAAUAGUAAAGGAUUGAAGACCAAAACUCGAACUGAAGACAAAUCGGAAAUACUGUGUUUGCCUUCACCUACCCAACCGGGACCCAAGCCAAGGACAUGGAACAUUACAUCGCCUGUUCGCCAGGAGUCCAACCCUCGUAAGCCAGCCCGCACUUCGUAUCGGGCAAAACAGGCUGACAAUUCCAUCGCGAACCGAACAAGGUCAAGUCGAAAAUGACGAGAUGGAUAAUGGAUAAAGACAUAAAGUCAGAAAUUUCUAUCGGAUGAUGAAUCAAAUUCACCAGAAUCAAUCUCAUCUGUUUUUGUGUGCGAAAAAUUUUCCCAAAACGAAGACAGCAUUCCAAAAAGAAA
Molecule: messenger RNA, 4583 nt
Organism: Dendronephthya gigantea
Lineage: Eukaryota; Metazoa; Cnidaria; Anthozoa; Malacalcyonacea; Nephtheidae
Product: condensin-2 complex subunit D3-like
Exons: 47
Coding region: 100-4449 (1449 amino acids)
Biological process (GO): meiotic chromosome condensation; mitotic chromosome condensation
Cellular component (GO): condensed chromosome, centromeric region
Molecular function (GO): histone binding
Source: RefSeq, a predicted model, not a curated record